Molecule: messenger RNA, 1704 nt
Organism: Cucumis sativus (cucumber)
Lineage: Eukaryota; Viridiplantae; Streptophyta; Magnoliopsida; Cucurbitales; Cucurbitaceae
Product: sulfite oxidase
Exons: 12
Coding region: 101-1504 (467 amino acids)
Cellular component (GO): mitochondrion
Molecular function (GO): molybdenum ion binding; oxidoreductase activity
Source: RefSeq, a predicted model, not a curated record
AUUAAAUUCAAGUAGUUAAAUUAGUUGAAACAAAGUUUUUGUUAUCAAACAAUUUGAAGUUUGUUUGAUUCAGCAUGAAGAAAAAUAAGAAAAUGAAAGAAUGUGCAUUGGCAGUUGGCAGUUGGCAGUUGGCGCCAUCGUUAAUAUCUCCCAAAGCCCACAGAUUUUUGACAAAGCGACAACUCAGAAGGAAAGCAGCCACGUCAGUUUUCCACGUAGCCUUUCACCAUUUUGUCAUCUCUCACUCUUGGCUGCGAGCUGUGACCAUUUUAAGAAUCAAACACAUUGUUCCCUCUCCCUCAGCUGUGGCAACAAACCAAAUAUGCCUGGGUUAACUGCACCCUCAGAUUACUCACAAGAACCGCUUCGUCACCCAUCCCUCAUUAUCAAUGCCAAGGAGCCCUUCAAUGCAGAGCCACCACGUUCAGCCCUGAUCUCCUCUUAUAUAACUCCUGUACAUUUCUUUUACAAGAGAAAUCAUGGCCCUAUUCCUUUGGUGGAUGAUAUUGAAAGAUAUUGUGUUUCUAUAAAUGGCCUUAUAGAAAACCCAAAAGAGCUGUUCAUGAACGAUAUCAGGAUGCUUCCAAAGUACAAUGUCACUGCCACUUUACAGUGUGCAGGUAACCGAAGGACAGCGAUGAGCAAAGUCAGAAAAGUGAAGGGAGUUGGCUGGGAUAUUUCUACUCUAGGAAAUGCUGUCUGGGGUGGUGCCAAACUGGCUGAUGUUCUUGAACUUGUUGGAGUAUCUAAGUUCAGCUAUUGCACACAAAAAGGUGGAAAACAUGUUGAGUUUGUGAGCGUCGAUAAGUGUGAGGAAGAAAAGGGAGGCCCAUACAAGGCAUCAAUUCCACUUAUCCAAGCUUCAAAUCCUGAAGCAGAUGUUCUACUUGCUUAUGAAAUGAAUGGAGAACCUCUUAACAGGGAUCACGGGUACCCGCUGCGUGUAAUUGUCCCCGGUGUUAUUGGUGCUCGAUCUGUUAAAUGGCUUGAUUCUAUUAGCAUAAAUGCAGAGGAAAGCCAGGGCUUCUUUAUGCAGAAAGACUACAAAAUGUUUCCUCCUUCUGUAGAUUGGAGCAAUAUUGAUUGGUCAGCAAGGAGGCCUCAAAUGGAUUUCCCUGUUCAGUGUGCCAUAUGUUCCUUGGAGGAUGUAGAUCGUAUAAAGCCUGGAAAGGUUACCGUUAGUGGUUAUGCCGUGGCAGGAGGUGGGCGGGGAAUAGAGAGAGUAGACAUAUCAAUUGAUGGUGGCAAAAACUGGAUUGAAGCCACCAGAUAUCAGAAGAUUGGCGUUGCAUAUGUUGCUGAUAGUCUGAGCAGUUACAAGUGGGCAUGGGUGUUUUUCGAGAUCACAGUUGACAUCCAACGAAACACGGAAAUUGUAGCUAAAGCUGUUGAUUCAGCAGCGAAUGUGCAACCAGAAAAAGUGGAAGAGAUAUGGAAUGUAAGGGGUAUACUCAACAACUCAUGGCAUAGAGUUCAAGUUGGAGUUGGUCGUUCCAAAAUAUAGAACAAAGAAGAAAGAGGUAUCUCAUGUGUAGCAUGAACUCUUCUUUGUACUUAAUUUCACUGUGCUAAGGUUUAGAUUUUCCAUUGGAAAUGAGAAUAAGAAUAUGAAACCUGCUUACACUGUUGAAUAAUAAUGUAGCUCUUUAAAGAGUGCUUUUAAAUCUUUUAAGAAUUUUUAAUCACAUUUUUCUUUUACUUUCA